AUGAAUAUGGACGCCUCCGCCCUCCAAGUUCAGAGAGCUGCGGUGGUCCAUAAUUCAGUCGAGGAUAAUGAGGCUCAUCAAGUGGUCGUCGCGGCCCCUUCAAAGACCAUAUCAGGAAGAGGAUGGGGAAUUUUGUCGAAGCUGCUUGGUGCUGUUGGCGCUCUCGCACUAGGACUCUACGUGUCAUCUGGCUAUGGAUAUGAACGAACCGUCGACCCUCUUGAUUUCACAGGCCGGACUGAGCGAGUCCUGAAGACAACACCACUAAUUGAUGGACACAAUGACCUGCCCUAUUUACUGCGACUUGAAUUGAAGAACAGAAUAUAUGACGAGGGCAAGUUUACGUUCCGUGAAGGCCUCGCCAGCCACACGGAUCUUCAAAGAAUGAAGGAGGGCAGAGUAGGCGGACAGUUUUGGUCCGUCUUCGUCGAGUGUCCAGAAAUUGUCCAUCUUGAUGAUCCCACCCACUCCGUACGAGAUACACUCGAGCAGAUCGAUGUGGCCAAGCGUAUGAUUGCUUACUAUGACGAACUACACUAUUGCGAAUCUUCCAGCUGCGUGACCACCGCUUUCAAAAGAGGGAAAAUGCCGUCCAUGCUUGGAGCAGAGGGGAUGCAUCAAGUGGGCUCCUCUAUCGCAGUCAUCAGGCAGCUGUUCGACGCGGGUGUGCGAUAUAUUACUAUAACUCACAACUGCGACAACCCGUUUGCCACGGCUGCGUCAACUGUGACAGAAACUGGCAAGGACGCUGGCCUUUCUGACUUUGGUGUUGCAGCAGUGGUCGAGAUGAACAGACUCGGCAUGAUGAUCGAUCUGUCUCAUACGUCUCACAAUAGUAUGCGUCAGAUACUCGACAUCACGCGCUCUCCGGUGAUCUUCAGCCACAGCGCCUGUUACCAUCUGGCUAGGAACUACCGGAACGCUCCUGACGAUGUCAUAGCCAGACUCAAGACAAAUGGUGGCGUUCUCAUGGUCAUGUUCGUCAAACGCUUUUUAAAUGCCCAAAAUCCAGAAGCUGCUGACCUCGAAACGGCUGUCGACCAUAUCAUGCAUGUGGUUGAGGUAGCAGGUUGGGAUCAUGUCGGUAUCGGAGCCGACUUUGACGGAACAGUGACUCUGGCUAAUGGUAUAUCGUCUGUUGCGGACUAUCCAAAACUGAUAGAAGCUGUCAUGAGAAGGGGCGCCACUGAUGAGCAGGUCCGAAAGCUUGUGGGGGAAAAUAUCUUGAGGUACGAGCCCAAGAAUACAUCGUCGCUCAUUCUUCUUGAUUACUAA
Molecule: messenger RNA, 1275 nt
Organism: Capronia coronata CBS 617.96
Lineage: Eukaryota; Fungi; Ascomycota; Eurotiomycetes; Chaetothyriales; Herpotrichiellaceae
Exons: 2
Coding region: 1-1275 (424 amino acids)
Biological process (GO): proteolysis
Molecular function (GO): metallodipeptidase activity
Source: RefSeq, a predicted model, not a curated record